AUGCAUGGGCGGUCCAAGAACCAAGGAAUUACAUAUUCAACGGGAAGCUCUACACCGCCUCGCGGACUGGAGGCGAAGAAGGCGGCGGAAACCUUCAACGGACGAGACAGACGACGAACAGACAGACAAGAACGCAGCCGCCCACCCAUGGCAUACCGCGUCCCCCACGACCGCGACCGGCGGGUGUACAUCAUCCUGCACCAAGACGGCGUGACGGUGACGGUGCUGGGCGUCUACGAGGAGCUGCAGGACGCCAACCGCGACUGUCUGUGGCAGGCGGCGCAGGCGGGCAUCGACCUGCUGCAGGCGUCGCCGACGACGGGGCCCGACAAGUAUCACAUCCAGCCGGUCGAGCCCGCGCGGUGGGACACGCCCGACGGGGUGUCGUGCUGGGUCGAGAGCCAUAUGGUGGUGCCGAGCAGGGUGGCGGGUUCGAACCUGGCGACUCGCUGA
Molecule: messenger RNA, 453 nt
Organism: Trichoderma reesei QM6a
Lineage: Eukaryota; Fungi; Ascomycota; Sordariomycetes; Hypocreales; Hypocreaceae
Exons: 2
Coding region: 1-453 (150 amino acids)
Source: RefSeq, a predicted model, not a curated record